Colletes gigas is the source of this 1398-nucleotide messenger RNA. Its product is annotated as carboxypeptidase B-like. Bases 1 to 1398 code for a protein of 465 amino acids. The transcript has 6 exons. The record is from RefSeq and is a predicted model, not a curated record. Gene Ontology annotation, biological process: proteolysis. Gene Ontology annotation, molecular function: metallocarboxypeptidase activity; zinc ion binding. NCBI's taxonomy places the organism in Eukaryota, Metazoa, Arthropoda, Insecta, Hymenoptera, Colletidae.
AUGGACAAGAGUAGCACAAUUCGCGGUGCUCGCGGUCGUUUUGCGACGUUCGCGUUCCUGGCCGUUGUCGGCCUCGUCGUCGCCGGGGCGUCCGUGAUCGAACGAGAACGACGGGAUUUCGUGAUACCAGACUGGAUCGAGAUCGUCGACGAGCCCGUCGCGGAGACCUCCAAGACCAUUCAAAGGGCGGUCAGGGUCAGGGACUCGAAGGUGACCUACGAUGGCGCACAGGUGUGGAAGAUCCGCGCUCCCGAGGGACAAACGGUGUCCAGCGUCGCCGUCGACUUCCAGGAAGCUGGACUAUUGUCUCUUUGGGUCGGAAACGACACGGCGAUCGACGUAAUGGUACGCUCGGAAGAAAUCCCCAGAGUCGCUCGAUAUUUGAAACAAAAGGACUUGGAAUACCAGGUAGUCAUCGACGACUUACAGAAACAAAUAGACGAAGAGAACAACAUACUCUCCGAGGAGGAGAUGUUGGAGCUGGAAGGCCGGAAAGGUCAUCGAAUGGAGUGGUCCAGUUAUCAUCGUCUCGAGGACAUCCAUACCUAUCUCGAUUAUCUCGCGGAGACUUUCCCUGAUGUUUGUUCCGUCGUCAGCAUCGGCAACUCGGUCGAAGGAAGGCCCCUUAAGGUUCUAAGGAUCAGUAACGGGAAUCAAAAUGCGCCCGCUGUGUGGAUCGACGGUGGAAUCCACGCCAGAGAAUGGAUCUCACCGGCGGCUGUCACUUACAUCAUCGACUAUCUGGUUGAAAAUAGCGAAAAUCUCGAGACCGAUUUCUACAUUUUACCAGUUGCCAAUCCCGACGGAUACGAGUACACUUUCGUCAGAGAUCGUCUGUGGCGGAAGAACAGAAAACGCGCGAUAGGCAGCUCGUGCACCGGCGUCGACCUGAAUAGGAACUUUGGUUAUCGUUGGGGCGGCAUGGGGACCAGCAAAGAUCCGUGUCGCGAAAUUUACGCGGGCUCCGGACCAUUCUCUGAACCCGAGACCAACGCCAUUAAGAACUUCUUCGAAGCCAGCGCCGCCAAUUUCAAAGCAUACCUGUCGUUCCACAGCUACGGUCAGUUCAUCCUGUACCCAUGGGGUUACGAUAAACGCGUUCCGCCUGAUUACGCCGAUCUCGAGAAGGUAGGCAGACAGAUGUCCUCAGAGAUGAGGAAAGCGGGAGGUGCCAACAGCGGUUACACGGUCGGAAACAGCGCUACCACUUUGUACGCGGCUUCCGGCGGAUCCGACGAUUGGGCCAAGGCGAUACUCAAGAUGAAGUACUCGUUCACGGUCGAACUGAGGGACACUGGGAAACACGGCUUCGUCUUACCCUCGCGUUACAUCAUCCCUACCUCGAAGGAAGCUCUGGCUGCUGUAUUGGUCGUCGCGGAUGCUUGCAAAUCCUUGUAA